Molecule: messenger RNA, 5532 nt
Organism: Juglans microcarpa x Juglans regia
Lineage: Eukaryota; Viridiplantae; Streptophyta; Magnoliopsida; Fagales; Juglandaceae
Product: brefeldin A-inhibited guanine nucleotide-exchange protein 1
Exons: 11
Coding region: 181-5337 (1718 amino acids)
Biological process (GO): regulation of ARF protein signal transduction
Cellular component (GO): trans-Golgi network
Molecular function (GO): guanyl-nucleotide exchange factor activity
Source: RefSeq, a predicted model, not a curated record
UUAGGACGCAAUUGUGAUAUUUGCCAUUUGGGUCAAGGAAGAAAAGCUCCCUGUUUUUGUUCUCAAAUGGAGGGAGGACACAGAAAAAAAUGUAACGUCAUCGAAGUGAUCUGUGAAUAACGUCGCGCACCAACUGAUCCAGACCCAGAAAAAAGAAGGAACAAAGAAGAAGAAGAAGGAAUGUCGGCCUCGCAAACCCUAGGAGGGCCAUCCCGCACCGGCCGAGUGUUGGGGCCUUCCCUGGACAAGAUCAUCAAGAACGCGGCAUGGCGUAAGCAUUCCCACCUGGUCUCCGCCUGCAAAUCCACGCUAGACAAGCUUGAAUCCCUGUCCGACUCUCCCAACCCUGACCUCGCCUCCCCCCUCCUCGGCCUCUCCUCAUCCGAUGCCGAUUCCGUCCUUCAACCCCUCGUCCUGGCCCUCGACUCCGCCUACGCCAAGGUCGUCGAGCCAGUCCUCGAUUGCGUCUUCAAGUUGUUCUCCCUUAAUCUCGUCCGCGCAGAGAUCGAUCGCCCCGAUCCCAAUCACGGCAGCCGCAACAACAACACAUCCGUUGUUUACAAGAUUAUUGAUGGCGUGUGCAAGUCGUCUGGUCUCGGAGAGGACGCCAUCGAGCUGGGUGUGCUCCGGGUUUUGCUCUCAGCCGUUCGAUCCCGCUGCGUAUUGAUCCGCGGCGAUUGUUUGGUGCAUAUAGUCAGGACCUGCUACAAUGUGUACCUCGGUGGAUUGAAUGGCACCAAUCAGAUCUGUGCAAAGUCGGUGCUUGCUCAGAUGAUGGUCAUCGUAUUCACCAGGGUCGAGCACGACUCCAUGGAUCUGGGGGCUCCCUUUCCACGGGUCUCCGUUGCCGAAUUGUUGGAAUUCACGGACAAGAACCUAAACGAAGGCAGUUCGAUACAAUUUUCUCAAAAUUUCAUAAAUGAGAUCAUGGAUGCUAGUGAGAGUGAAGGGUAUGCUGGUAAAAAUAACCAGUUACCUAUUACUACCUCAUUAUCCGAGCAAAAUGCCAAUGGGCAGAUGCAUGAUUCAAACAAAGGAGACGAAAUGGGUGAAUCGACCGAUGGGGGCAGUAAGAUUAGGGAGGAUGGGUUUUUGCUUUUCAAAAAUCUGUGUAAGUUGUCUAUGAAGUUUUCGUCGCAGGAACACCCUGAUGACCAAAUCCUCUUGAGGGGCAAAGUUUUGUCUUUGGAGCUGCUCAAGGUCGUCAUGGAAUAUGGGGGUCCACUGUGGCGCACCAAUGAGAGGUUUCUCAAUGCUAUCAAACAGUAUCUUUGCUUAUCGUUGUUAAAGAACAGUGCAUUGUCAGUUAUGGCUAUCUUCCAGCUCCAGUGUUCUAUUUUUAUGAGCUUGUUAUCAAAAUUUAGAUCUGGGUUGAAAUCAGAAAUUGGGAUAUUUUUUCCCAUGCUCGUCCUCCGUGUGCUUGAGAAUGUGCUCCAGCCAAGUUUCUUGCAGAAAAUGACCGUCCUUAACUUAUUGGAGAAAAUAUCUCAGGAUCCGCAGAUUAUCAUAGACAUAUUUGUCAACUAUGACUGUGAUGUGGAUGCUCCAAACAUUUUUGAAAGGGUUGUCAAUGGCCUUCUGAAAACUGCUCUUGGACCACCUUCUGGUUCAACCACAUCGUUGUCUCCAGCACAGGAUAUCACUUUCCGGCAUGAAUCAGUAAAGUGCUUGGUUAGCAUCAUCAAGUCAAUGGGAACUUGGAUGGACCAACAGCUCAGAUUAGGAGAUUCGUAUCUGCCAAAGAAUUCUGAAAGUGAUACUACAGAGAAUCAUUUGACCCAAAAUGGAGAAGAUGCAACUGUUCCUGACUAUGAGCUACAUCCAGAAAUGAGUUCUGAAUGUUCGGAUGCUGCUACCCUUGAGCAACGGCGAGCUUAUAAAAUUGAACUCCAGAAAGGCAUCUCUCUUUUCAAUAGGAAACCUUCAAAGGGAAUUGAGUUUCUGAUAAGCACCAAAAAAAUUGCUGGUUCCCCAGAAGCCGUGGCUUCUUUCCUAAAGAAUGCUUCUGGCCUAAACGAAACCAUAAUUGGUGACUAUUUGGGUGAAAGGGAGGAAUUCUCUCUAAAGGUCAUGCAUGCUUAUGUCGAUUCAUUUAAUUUCAAAGGAAAGGAUUUUGGUGAAGCAAUAAGGUUUUUCCUCCGGGGCUUCAGGUUACCUGGAGAAGCGCAGAAGAUUGACCGAAUCAUGGAGAAGUUUGCCGAGCGCUAUUGUAAAUGCAACCCAAACUCAUUUACUAGUGCCGAUACUGCUUAUGUUCUUGCUUACUCUGUGAUACUGCUCAACACAGAUGCCCAUAAUAACAUGGUGAAAGAUAAGAUGACAAAGGCUGAUUUUAUUCGAAAUAAUCGAGGAAUAGAUGAUGGCAAGGAUUUACCAGAAGAGUACCUUGGCAUCCUUUAUGAUCAGAUUGUUAAAAAUGAAAUCAAGUUGAGUGAUGGGUCUUCUGCACCACAGAGCAAGCAGGCUAACAGCUUUAAUAAAUUAUUGGGCUUUGAUGGAAUAUUCAAUCUAGUCACUUGGAAGCAAACUGAAGAAAAAGCAUUGGGCGCUAAUGGGCUUCUCAUAAGGCACAUCCAAGAGCAGUUUAGGGCAAAAUCUGGAAAAUCAGAGUCAGUGUAUCAUGCUGUCACUGAUGUAGCAAUAUUGAGGUUUAUGGCUGAGGUUUGCUGGGGUCCAAUGCUGGCUGCAUUCAGUGUGACUCUCGAUCAAAGUGAUGACAGGCAUGCUACUUCUCAGUGUGUACAGGGCUUUCGACAUGCUGUGCAUGUUACUGCAGUGAUGGGGCUGCAGACGCAGAGAGAUGCUUUUGUGACAUCUGUAGCUAAGUUUACUAAUCUACAUUGUGCUGCAGAUAUGAAGCAAAAAAAUGUUGAUGCUGUGAAGGCAAUAAUUUCAAUUGCUAUUGAAGAUGGUAAUUAUCUCCAGGAAGCGUGGGAACACAUAUUGACAUGCCUUUCCCGAAUUGAGCAUCUGCAACUGUUGGGUGAGGGUGCACCUCCUGAUGCGUCAUAUCUGACUGCAUCUAAUAGUGAAACAGAGGAUAAGGCACCAAAAGCUAUGGGUUUUCCAAAUUUAAAGAAGAAAGGAACUCUACAGAAUCCAGCUGUGGUGGCUGUUGUUCGUGGGGGUUCAUAUGACAGUACCACUGUUGGAGUCAAUACUUCAGGGCUGGUAACUCCAGAACAGAUUAAUAACUUCAUUUUAAACUUGAAUUUGCUGGACCAGAUUGGGAAUUUUGAGUUGAACCAUGUAUUUGCUCAUAGCCAAAGGCUAAACAGUGAAGCAAUAGUAGCUUUUGUUAAGGCCUUGUGCAAAGUUUCCAUGUCAGAGUUGCAGUCUCCAACAGACCCUCGGGUAUUCAGCCUCACAAAAUUAGUUGAGAUAGCGCAUUACAACAUGAACCGCAUUAGACUAGUGUGGUCUCGCAUGUGGAAUGUUCUAUCUGAUUUCUUUGUUUCGGUUGGACUGUCAGAAAAUCUCUCAGUUGCUAUAUUUGUCAUGGAUUCCUUGAGACAGCUUGCUAUGAAAUUUCUGGAGCGUGAGGAAUUGGCAAAUUACAACUUCCAGAAUGAAUUUCUUCGACCAUUCGUGAUUGUUAUGCAGAAAAGCAGCUCUGCAGAAAUUAGGGAAUUAAUAGUACGGUGUAUCUCGCAGAUGGUCCUCACCCGUGUCAAUAAUGUGAAAUCUGGAUGGAAAAGUGUUCUUAUGGUUUUUACAGCUGCUGCGGCUGAUGAGCGGAAGAAUAUAGUCUUGUUGGCCUUUGAGACCAUGGAAAAAAUAGUGCGAGAAUAUUUCCCAUAUAUAACUGAGACAGAGACAAUGACUUUUACUGAUUGCGUCAGGUGCCUCCUAACAUUCACAAACAGCAGAUUUAAUAGUGACGUUAGCCUCAAUGCCAUUGCAUUCCUUCGCUUCUGUGCUGUGAAGCUUGCUGAGGGAGGACUUGUUUGCAAUGAGAAGAGCAAGGCUGAUUGUUCAAAUCCAGUUGGACAUGUGGAUGCUUCAGAUAUACCAACUUGUACUGAUAAAGAUGAUCACACAUCCUUUUGGGUCCCUUUGCUAACAGGGUUGUCAAAACUAACAUCCGACCCAAGAUCAGCCAUUAGAAAGAGUUCUUUGGAAGUGCUUUUUAACAUUCUGGGGGAUCAUGGUCAUCUUUUUUCACACCAAUUUUGGAUUGGUAUCUUCAAUUCUGUGGUUUUUCCCAUAUUUAAAUGUGUUUCUGACAAUAGAGAGAUGCAAAUUGGGGAUGAGGAGUCUUCACCAGCAUCAAGUACAUGGGACUCUGAAACUUCUGCUGUGGCAGCGCAGUGUCUAGUGGAUCUUUUAGUCAGUUUUUUCGAUGUAGUGAGGUCUCAACUACCAGGUGUGGUAUCCAUACUUACAGGAUUUAUAAGAAAUGCUGUUCAAGGUCCUGCUAGUACUGGGGUUGCUGCUUUGAUGCGUUUGGCUAGUGAUUUGGGCAGCAGGCUUUCGCAAGAUGAAUGGAGAGAGAUUUUUAUGGCUUUGAAAGAAGCAGCCACAUCAACAGUGCCUGCGUUUAUGAAUGUCUUAACAUCCAUGGAUAACAUUAUGGUGCCCGACAAUGCCCAAACUUAUGCCGAUUUAGAAACAUCUUCUGAUCACAUGUUGACAAAUGAUGAUCUUGAGGAUGGUAACCUGCAAACAGCGCAGUAUGUGGUUUCAAGGAUGAAGAGUCAUAUAGCUAUGCAGCUACUCAUAGUACAGGUUGUGAGUGAUCUUUAUAAAAUUCACCUAAAAUCCUUGUCAGCAGACAACAUCGUGAUCCUUCGAGAAAUCUUUUCUUUUAUUUCAUCGCAUGCCCAUCGGCUUAACUCUGAGGAAAUCCUGCAGAAGAAGCUGCCUAUAGUGUGCUCUAUCCUGGAGCUCUCUGAACCACCCCUGGUUCAUUUUGAAAAUGAGUCUUACCAGAAUCACCUCAAUUUCCUCCAAAAGUUACUAGCAGAUAAUCCUUCUUUGUCUGAGGAGAUGAAUAUUGAAGCAGAACUUGUGGCAGUAUGUAAAGAGAUAUUGCAGAUAUACCUAAACUGUACUGGUUCUCACUCAGCCCAGCCGAACUCAGGAAACAUGAGGGUACUACACUGCAUUGUUCCGUUGGGUUCAUCGAAAAAGGAAGAAUUAGGGGCCCGGACUUCUUUAGUUGUCUCGGCAUUGUGGGGAUUGAGUGGUUUGGAAAGGGAGUCUUUUAGGAGGUACGUUUCACAAUUCUUUCCUUUGUUGGUGGAUCUUGUGCAGAGCGAGCAUAGUUCCAGAGAAGUUCAGUAUGUCCUAAGCAAUGUGUUCCAAUCAUGUAUAGGCCCUAUAAUAAUGGAAUGAUGUUUUUUCUUGUGUUCUAUAACUCGCAUACGCCGUCAAUGAACCACAAAUUUUGUCGAAGUGGCUAGUGUCAGCUAUUCAUUAUAUUAUUGUGCAGUAUUUGCCAAGGCUUGGUUUCGUUACCCCCCUAGAAUAGAAUGUAUGAGCUACUUGCUAAUUACAUAAUUUGAGAAAAUAAUCAUACCCUCCUCUGCA